UCCUCCGCUUGCUGUCAGCCGCAGUUAGCUUGGCCAGUGCCACUUCAGGUUAAAAAACAAGGUUAGUUGUAGUGACAGCAAGAAUUUUAACUAGAGAGCAAUCAAUUAAUGUUGCGGUGAUCGAGUGUGUUAUGAGAGAAGUGUCCUGUUUAUAAGAUACGGAGAUCUGUCAGAAUGGCCUCAGCCCCUCCACUCAGACGAACAGACUCGGCCCGUGGGGAGUUUUCCCCAUUGAAGCACUUUGUGUUGGCCAAGAAGAUGAUCAGUCAGGUGUUUGAACAGCUACUGGAUUAUGUCAAAGAGACAUCUGCAUUUGUUGAAAAAACUUGUGGAAAUAAAUCUUUGGAAAACAUUGCAAAUGAGGACCAAAAGUUAGAGAUUCAAGCUUAUGCUGACAAGCUGGCAAUUAUAAAGGAGGUACUAGCAAGAAGACACAUGAAAGUGGCAUUUUUUGGCAGGACAAGUAAUGGCAAAAGUACUGUGAUCAAUGCCAUGCUGCGGGACAGAGUAUUGCCCAGUGGAAUUGGACACACAACCAAUUGCUUUCUAAGUGUGGAAGGUACAGAUGAGGACAAGGCUUAUCUGAAGACUGAGGGUUCUGAAGAAGAAAAGAGCAUUAAGACUGUUAACCAGUUAGCUCAUGCUCUGCACAUGGAUGAGAGCCUGGAUGCUGGCUGCCUUGUUCGGGUCUUUUGGCCCAAGACCAAAUGUGCUUUACUUAGAGAUGAUUUGGUGCUUGUUGACAGCCCAGGGACUGAUGUUACAACACAGCUAGACAGCUGGAUCGACAAGUUUUGUUUAGAUGCUGAUGUUUUUGUUUUAGUUGCUAAUUCAGAGUCCACUCUUAUGAACACGGAAAAGCACUUCUUCCAUAAAGUAAAUGAACGAUUGUCAAAACCAAACAUCUUUAUUUUAAACAACCGCUGGGAUGCCUCUGCAAAUGAACCCGAGUAUAUGGAUGAUGUGAGAAAGCAGCACACUGACCGCUGUGUCAAAUUCCUGGUGGAGGAGCUGAAGGUUUUGGAUGGUGAAAAGGCCCCUGACCACAUCUUCUUUGUUUCUGCCAAAGAGGUGCUCAACUCCCGUAUGCAACGAGCACAGGGCAUGCCUGAGACAGGUGGAGCAUUGGCUGAUGGUUUCCAAGAAAGACUGAAUGAGUUCAAGUGCUUUGAGAGGAGGUUUGAGGAGUGUAUCUCGCAGUCAGCAGUGAAAACAAAGUUUGAACAGCACACAAUCAGGGCCAAGCAGAUCACUGAAAAAGUCAAGAGCAUCAUGGAUGCCAUCAACAUUGAGGCGGCAGAGAAGAGAGUGGCAGCCCUGGAGGAUCGAGAAUACCAGAUGGAUCGACUCGAUUUUGUUAAAAAUCAGCUGAACUUACUCAUUGAUGACAUCAAAAAGAAGAUUAAAGCCAUCAGUGAGGACGUUGAAUCAAAGGUUUCCAGUGCGAUGGGUGAGGAGAUCUGUCGUCUACAUGUAAUUGUCGAUGAGUUUCAUGGAGACUUUCAUCCCUCACCUCAUGUUCUCAAGCUCUACAAAUCUGAGCUACUGACUCAUGUUGAGGAAGGCAUGGGCAAAAACCUGGCCUUCCGCUGCUCUGAUGCUGUCACUGCCUCAGUUCAGUCUUGUCAGAGUUACAUGAUUGAGAGCAUGCUUCCUCUGCUCCCAUCUUCAGGCCAGGGGCAAAUCAACAUGUUGGUGCCCAGUCGAAAAUUUGAUCUGAGUUAUGAUUUAAACUGUGCCACAAUCUGCAGUGACUUCCAGGAGAACAUAGAGUUUCAGUUCUCUUUAGGCUGGUCAGCAUUAGUUCACCGUUUCUUGGGCUCUGUCAAUGCACAGAGAGCCCUCAAAAUAAUGGACCAGAACUUUAAGGCUUCUCAACCAGCGUUACCUCCGGCCCAGACCCCUUCCUCAGGGCCUCCCUCCAUUGCUGGACCACCAAACCAACAAACAGCUGUAAUGACACAAGACGACCUAAUGCUCGCCAUGGCAACAAACGUGGCAUCCCUUACUUCCCGCACAUCUAUGAGCGUUAUUGUUGUGGGGGGUGUGGUCUACAGAGCAGUUGGUUGGAGGCUCAUUGCUCUGACUGCCUCUCUAUAUGGUUUGCUGUACCUUUAUGAAAGAUUAACCUGGACAACAAAAGCCAAAGAGCGCUCCCUAAAACGCCAGUUUGUGGACUAUGCUACCGAUAAGCUGCAACUGAUUGUUAGCUUCACAAGCGCUAACUGCAGUCAUCAGGUCCAACAGGAGAUGGCUACAACCUUUGCUCGCCUCUGUAAGCAGGUAGACCAGACACAACGAGAGCUGGAAGUGGAAAUACAGCGACUUACUGUCAAGAUAGAUGAACUGGAGACGGUGCAGAGCCAGUCCAAGAUCUUACGACAUAAAGCCACAGAGCUGGAAAAACAGUUGGAGACAUUCACAAAACAAUACCUGCAGCAACAGCAGUGAGAAGUCCAUAGAGAUCCAGUCAAUCAGUGGAACUAUUUAUUUUUAUAAUGAGUUAAAUAUUUUUUGAAAAUAUAAAAUCUCCAGUCUCUCUAAAAUAAUGUAUUUCCGCUUGUUAUUUUCUUCAAGGUUGUUUUCCUUCUAAAUGUUUUUGAUAUUUUUUAUAGAUAACUUCACGUCUUGUUUGUUUUUUAAUAUUCCCUACUGUUUAUCCUGUCACAUUAGAGUAGAACAAAUCUAUGAUCAGCAGAAAUCACAAGGUGGCACUAUGAUUUCAGUUGGAUAUUGUACCGAGUGGUCAGGUGCUGAUUUGACACUAAUCUGUUUGUAACUGUGAAUAUACCUGUGAAUAUGCCCGUUUGACUUGUUGAGCCAAUGAGCUAUGAAGUUUAAUAAAGUUUUUCAAUAAAAAUGUAAACCAGAAAAGUCA
Boleophthalmus pectinirostris (great blue-spotted mudskipper) is the source of this 2878-nucleotide messenger RNA. It is a transcript of the gene mfn1b, whose product is annotated as mitofusin 1b. The record is from RefSeq and is a predicted model, not a curated record. Gene Ontology annotation, cellular component: mitochondrial outer membrane. The transcript is spliced from 18 exons. NCBI's taxonomy places the organism in Eukaryota, Metazoa, Chordata, Actinopteri, Gobiiformes, Gobiidae. Gene Ontology annotation, molecular function: GTPase activity; GTP binding. Bases 175 to 2451 code for a protein of 758 amino acids. Gene Ontology annotation, biological process: mitochondrial fusion; mitochondrion localization.